CUUUGUGGCUGUGGUAACUAGUAAUAACCCCUGAGGGCGGGAACAGUGCUAUGCAAGGAGGAAGUUCAAACUCUCCGCUGGAGUUUCUGAAAGCGGCAUGUUGACGCAUGAAACAUGUUCCUCUCUGCAUAAAAAGGCACAUCGCCUCUGGAAAUUCGGCAUUCAUAACACACUUUUAGAGAAGCUUUUGUCCAGUAGUUAAGUUAUUUCCGUUUGGAUCUCAUUGCAUUUACCUGACAACAUGUCAGAAGUCUUCAUUAUAGAUAUAAUUCACUGUCGGUGUCCGCAGCACAGCUCGUGCGUGGAGAGGCAAAUAAAAAGCGUCACAGGUAGGAGCGAUGUCGGCUUUCAAAUCUAUCUACUAUUUCAACCACACGGUCAACGUUGUAAUGCAAACGGCGAGAACACGGUGUCUUUGCUGGAAACGUUUUCCAGUCAGAAGACAAACGUCCACGUAUUGGACUACACCACUGUUACGGAGUCUUGGUACCGUUUCAAACUAGCCGUGGACCAACUAGACUUGCGAACGGUUCGGGUCUUCACCUCAAAAAACAGGAGGCAGAUGUUUGAAGCAUACCAUGAGCAACUUUUCACGGAGGUGUACACGUUUGAGUACGUCACAUCCAAUGAUCUCCCGUGCCCUGGUCACAUGCAAUGCGACUCACCUUUCGCUCCACCUGUCAGUGAGGUCAGAGAGGAGGUCAGAAGCUUUCUGCAGCAGUUACACGCUAAAGGAGACAUCACUAUACUGAGGUCCACUUUAAUUUCAGGUAGGUGUGUGUAAUACACUAUCAAUUACUGUAGUGUAAUAUUAGGCUGAACUAUCAUUCAGCAACCAGUGAACAGUCCAUCCAUCUCUCUCUCUGUAGACUGUUUCUCCCAUGGGUUCACCACGCGUACAGGAGGUAUUUCCUCCAUCUCCACCCUCUCCUCUCUCAACCUGUUCAGUAGCUCCAGACGCAGAGACUCCAGGACCCUCGUAGCCGAGAACAUCCGCCGACUAGCCCAAAAGGCUGGGUUCUACCCCCGACUACUGCACCUGGUCAAGGUACGACAGUACAGCAAAUAACAUUAUUGUAGACUCCCUGAAUGUAAGUGUAGCACGGCCUCUGCCAAGAGGUCAACCAGAAGAAGACUAGCAACAGAGGUUGAAUUAUAUAGUGACUUUUAGAAACGGACACGCUCUCAGUAUAGUGAUGUAGGUCUUUAGAUGUUGUACACAUUAAAUUGUGUCAUUCCGAACUGUAUCCGCAACGUUAUAAUCCAUUUUGGUCGAGUUUCCCCCACACAGUUGUGCAGGCCGAGCGUGUCCCUAUAGUACACGAACACAGCCCACGCAGCACUGCUGGUAGGUAGAAGAAACGUCUCGAGUUGCACAAAAGGGAAUAUAACAUUGCGGAUAAAGUUCGAAAUGACACAUUGUCAUGUGUACAACAUCUAAAGACCUACAUCACUGUACUGAGAGCGUGUCCGUUUCUAAAAGGACGUAUUUGCGUGUUUUUGUAGCUUUUAUUAAUAUAUUUUGCGUGCCCUGAUACUACACAACAAGCAAUGAGGAAGUGAAUCGCAGCUUAUGAUCAAAGAGCCACAGUAGCCUACUUAACCACUAUUAAAACUAACUUAAAGCGGGUGCAGCCUCAUUGUUCACAGUAAACACGCACCGGAAGUUGCAUAGAAUUUUCACAACGUUCAAGUUUGCACUCAGCAGACCUGAAAUUUGCUGACGUGAGGAAUUUUUUUUAGAGGGAACAUUGGUCUGGACCCUUCUAUAACAAGCCAUUUACAUCAAAAAUAGAGAUUUACUUCAGACAUAGGAAAAAGUACCAAUGUAACAGAACAAAUGGCAUUUUAAACUAAUAGGAGAAUGGUUCAAUUAUAAUUAAUUAGAGACCCCCCAAAGUUUGACUUUGUUGCAUUUAGGGGCACUCAUGUCUCAUUCAGGGGGUCUGAGACCCCCCUGGGCCCCCCGUAUUUCGCACUCUGACUGGCCACGCCUCUUAACCUUGUUCCUCUCUAGGUUUUUUCCUAGGUUCCUGCCUUUUUAGGGAGUGUUUCCUAGCCACUGUGCUUCUGCUUCUGCAAAGCUUGCUCUUUGGGGUUUUAGGCUGGGUAUCUGUAAAACACUGUGACAACUGCUGAUGUAAAAAGGGCUUUAUAAAAUACAUUUGAUUGAUUGAGGUCUAGACCGUUAUGGCACAGGGAGGUAGUGCACUUGUUCUGUACAGCGUAUAACACUCACUCCAGUAGGUUGUAGAAAACAUCACUGACAUCAUUGAGUGGUUAAUGCUGAUUAGCUGUUCCUGCCAGGUGAACCACGGCAGUGACGUAUGGGUGAUGGGAAAGGAGGAGGAGCCACAGGACUAUGAUGGUAUCGUAACCAAUCAGAGAGGUGUUGUCAUAGCUGCUCCAGGAGCUGACUGCAUGCCCCUCCUCUUCACUGACCCCGUGACCAGGGUCAUCGGAGUAGCUCACGCUGGUGAGACACACACACUUUAGGUACAAGACAGUAUUCAUAUUCUGCAGAAAGAUGUCUUCUGGUGCAUCAUUAUAAAGUGUUCCUUUGUGUUUCCCUCUCUCAGGAUGGAAAGGAACCCUGAUGGGUGUUGCCAUGGCUACAGUCAACGCCAUGGUGAUGGGGUUCGGCAGCAGGGCAUGUGAUGUCACCGUGGUGAUCGGGCCGUCGGUGGGGGCCUGUUGCUUUACACUGGAGAGAGAGCAGGCUGCAGAGUUCUACUCUAUACACCCUGACUGUGUUCCUGACAUGGCCGAGACCAGGCCUCACGUCAACAUACGACUAGCCACCAGGUUAGUUUGGCCAACUAUGCAACAUAUAGACAAAUAGCGCGUUCAAGCGGAUCCCUUUUCUCAAGCCGUUGAACAUCGUUGGUCACUGCCUUUCAAAGUGUUGCAUUAUGGGGAUAAAAAUUGUCCGACUUGCGCCUAUAUGUCAACUGCAUGAACUUUACAAAAAUCAUGUGACCAAGUUUCUGCAGUUCCUCUUCACCAACUUCAUCCUGCAGCCAUCGCCUGCAUUGUGGGAGGCUCUAUUGUCAACCAAUCAUUCGUUUUUUUUGUUUGACCCACGCGAACGUGUCAAAAGACAUGACUGAAACAGGAACUAUCUUUUCCGCGAUUUGUGUAUACAGUGGAUAUAUAUACAAAUGAAUGUGAUAUUUGAGUCUCUCUCUCGCUAAUUGAUUGUACAAUGUACACAUACAGUGCAUUCGGAAAGUAUUCAGACCCAUUUACUUUUUCCGCAUUUUGUUACGUUACAGCCUUAUUCUAAAAUGGAUGAAAUAUAUUUUUUCUCAUCAAUCUACACACAAUACCUCAUAAUGACAAAGCGAAAACUGGUUUUUAUAAAUCUUUGCAAAUGUAUAAAUGUUUUAAAACAUAUACCUUAUUUACAUAAGUAUUCAGACCCUUUGCUAUGAGACUCGAAAUUUAGCUCAGGUGCAUCCUGUUUCCAUUGAUCAUCCUUGUGAUGUAUCUACAACUUGAUUGGAGUCCACCUGUGGUAUAUUCAAUUGAUUGAACUUGAUUUGGAAAGGCACACACCUGUCCACAGUUGAAAGUGCAUGUCAGAGCAAAAACCAAGCCAUGAGAACACAGUGGCCUCCAUCAUUCUUAAAUGGAAGAAGUUUGGAACCACCAAGACUCUUCUUAGAGCUGGCCACCCGGCCAAACUGAGCAAUUGGUGGAGAAGGGCCUUGGUCAGAGAGGUGACCAAGAACCCAAUGGUCACUCUGACAGAGCUCCAGUUCCUCUGUGGAUAUGGGAGAACCUUCCAGAAGGACAACCAUCUCUGCAGUACUCCACUAAUCAGGCCUUUAUGGUAGAGUGGCCAGACGGAAGCCACUCCUCAAUAAAAUGCACAUGACAGGCCCGCUUGGAGUUUGCCAAAAGGCACCUAAAGGACUCUCAGACCAUGAGAAACAAGAUUCUCUGGUCUGAUGAAACCAAGAUUGAACUCUUUAGCCUGAAUGCCAAGCGUCACGUCUGGAGGAAACCUGGCACCAUCCCUACGGUGAAGCAUGGUGGUUGCAGCAUUAUGCUGUGGGGAUGUUUUUCAGCGUCAGGGACUGGGAAACUAGUCAGGAUCGAGAGAAGGAUGAACGGAGCAAAGUACAGAGAUCCUUGAUGAAAGGACCUCAGACUGGGGCGAAGGUUCACCUUCCAACAGGACAACAACCCUAAGGACACAGCCAAGACAACGCAGGAGUGGCUUCGGGACAAGUCUCUGAAUGUCCUUGAGUGGCCAAGUCAGAGCCCAGACUUGAACCCUAGCGAACAUCUCUGGAGAGACCUGAAAAUAGCUGUGCAGCGAUGCUCCCCAUCCAACCUAACAGAGUUUGAGAGGAUCUGCAGAGAAGAAUGGGAGAAACUCCCCAAAUACAGGUGUGCCAAGCUUGUAGCGUCCUACCCAAGAAGACUCAAAGGUGCUUCAACAAAGUACUGAGUAAAGGGUCUGAAUACUUAUGUAAAUGUGAUAUUUCCGUUUAUCUUUUUAUAAAUUUGAAAAAAAUUCUAAAACCCUUUUUUUGCUUUGUCAUUAUGGGAUAUUGUGUGUAGAUUGAAGAGGGGGGGGGAAACAAUUUAAUCCAUUUUAGAAUAAGGCUGUAACGUAACAAAAUGUGGAAAAAGUCAAGGGGUCUGAAUACUUUCCAAAUACACUGUAUAUUAUUUCAGUUUGUGAGUGUGUGAUAUGGGGGUUGGAGACAUAGAAAGAAAACCUUUUAUAAACAAUGGCAACACUGCCAUGUUGCUCUGAGCCUUGCUGUUGGAAAACCACAUGAAUAUCCGACUUUCGGCUGUAGGAGUUGCACCUCACCCGACAGUCAGUUGCUUGAGCCUUACCACUCAGGCGCGCCCAAUGACUUUAUGGUCUUUCUCUGACGUACUGUCAUUAAAUCACUGACAUAAUAAAUAAAUAAAAAGCAUUGACUCCCAGUUGAAAUAACACCACAGGGUCAAUAAUGAGGUCAAACUAUGAUGGGGUUUUUAUGAUGGGUGCUGCUAGACUGGAGAGUCACCUGAUUGAUUUCCUAUGGGCUGUUACUGGGUUACCGCGCCCCCCCCCCCCCCCCCCCCACCCCACCCCACCCCACCCCCAGCCACUCAUCUGAUUGCAAACACAAAAGUCAUGCCCUGGGAGUGAUGUCUUUGAUUGGAUACUGGUUGUAUGGGGUGAUACUGUUGAAAUGAUCAUUAGUCCCAUCAGGUCAAUGGAUUACCAAUCUAACCAGCAGAAUGAUGGAGUCAAACUAAAGCGGCAGUAUUUCUUCUGAACACAUAGUUCACCCAGGGGCAUGCUGACCAUGGAAUACAAUCUACAUUGUUUAGAUCAGGGUCUCCUCUCCUCCCAUGUUUUUAAACCUUCACGUUCUCCAUUCCAGAAUACUUCUCCAGAGGGGUGGGGUCCUGCCUGAGCGUAUCCAUGAUGACACAGUGACUGACAGGCCGAGUGUGACCCUGUGCACCUCCUGUCACCCUGAGGCCUUCUUCUCCCACGUCAGGGACGGGCUUGACUUCGGAACACAGAUGGGCUUC
Coregonus sp. 'balchen' is the source of this 5550-nucleotide messenger RNA. The record is from the annotation of a GenBank genome assembly. Lineage: Eukaryota; Metazoa; Chordata; Actinopteri; Salmoniformes; Salmonidae.